Molecule: messenger RNA, 1212 nt
Organism: Harmonia axyridis
Lineage: Eukaryota; Metazoa; Arthropoda; Insecta; Coleoptera; Coccinellidae
Exons: 2
Coding region: 1-1212 (403 amino acids)
Molecular function (GO): zinc ion binding; nucleic acid binding
Source: RefSeq, a predicted model, not a curated record
AUGUCUCUCAACCCAAAUUAUCUAAAACAAAAUGAACUCGCUUAUGAGAUUGCGAUUCGAGGUAUUGAGAUCCCGUCAUCAGUGGAUGACAAACGUAAAAUUUUGAGAGGUUUACUUUCACAAGAAUCCUCAGAUCGUAGUUUCACUGUCUUGUCUGAUCCUUUUUCCUUCAAAGAAAAUGUUGAAGGCAUUAAAGAGAGUUUAACAGAUUUGAAGGAGAUUUGCGCUAAGUUCAAUUCAAAUUCUCCUCAAAUUGAUCACAAACGUAUACUCACUCGUUUAACUCAUGUAACUGGUAGAAUUCAACGGCUAUCGGUUGAUAAAGAUGAUGAAUCUGCUAUCAGACAGAAUCUUUAUAAAGAAGUCCUUAUGUUGGAGUCUGAUAUAGCAGAAAAGGUGUCCCCUUCUGAAGCUCAUUUUCCUUCUACCUCAACACCUGUGAAGUCUGCAGGUUUGCAUCAUCCUCUGUCUCCUGUCAACGCUCCAACUAAUUCUAAAUGUAUACCUGUUUAUAAGUGGGGUUUAAAAAAGUUUUCGGGAAAGGAACCAUUAAUCCCAUUCUUGGAGUUGGUUGAGUCCCUUAAGGUUUCUAGAGGUUGUACAGAUUCGGACCUAUUCGACUCUGCUGGGGAUUUGUUUGAAAAUGAUGCGUGGACUUGGUGGCAUAACAACCACAUCAAGAAUCGUUUCCUGAACUGGAACGAACUCGUUGAUGCCCUGAAAUCCACAUUUUUGCAUAGUAAUUAUGACUCAAUGUUAUUGCAGGAUAUCAAAUCUCGUAAGCAGAAUCCUCGAGAGUCAGUUGCGCUGUAUAUCACUUUUAUGGAGGCACAAUUUUAUAGAUUAAAUAAAUGUCCUUCAGAGAUUGAAAUGGAUAUUGCAUCAGUAUCUCAGCUGACAUCUCUUUGUAGGAGAGUUGAGGAUGCUCUCUGUUUAAGCGUUUCAAAUCAGUUGGGAGAGCUCCAGGUGUCUGAAACUCGAUCUAAUGUCAGAUGUUGGAACUGUGGUGUGGAAAACCAUCGUUACAACGAAUGUAGGAAGUUGAGAACGCGCUUCUGCUUUGGUUGCGGUCAGAGGAACGUUAUCAAGUCCAACUGUCCUCGGUGUUCAAAAAACGAACAGAGGGUCCACAAUCCCGCAGGUAUUGGAGGCCCCUCAAGUCAAAAACCUGCUCCAAAACCGAAACAGAAAUCGAAUCAGAAGAAGAAUUAA